UACAGUUCACAACUGGAUUUCUUCUGGGGAUGUCAAUUUUUUGCCAAGUUUCAUAAAAGUUAGCAAUCAUAAUGCAAGCUGCAGGGGGCUUAAAGAAAAGAAAGAGGCGGAAUCUAGCAAAGGUGUCGGCGGAUGGUGUUGUUCUCUACGAUCGAGAUGCCGACAUCUUCGACCCCUACGUACUCCACCCACAGUACAAAAAUCAUCAAGACUUUCCCAACGCAUUUGGAAACUCUGGUGGAGAUGUGACCAUCCGUGUCACGUCGCCCCAUGCCCCACCACGCUCUGAACGGGACGGAGCAUGGAGUGGAACGUCCUCCGCUUAUCGGGAAGAAUUGGAGGAAUUUCGAUACGGGAGGAACGCAAGGGUAACUCGAGAUCCAAAGUUUACAUCAACCCACGCCGCAGUUGAUAUCGAAGACGACCCCGAAUAUCGACCCGUGUCAAGUGUCAUGACUGGAGAGCUGCCUCCGCACAAUAGACCAGUCUUGUUGAGUGAUAAUCACAUAACACGACUACGCAACAUUAUGCUUCUCGGCAUGACCAGUUUGGCCUUCCCGUGGAAAUUUAACAGGAAAACGCACCAGAUUGACAAGUGGAGCCCGUGUAUGGAAAGGAUUUGGAAAGUGGUUUGGACCCUGACCACGAUUCAGUCAACGUGCAUCACAGGAUUUCAGUUUUACUCUUUCUUCUCCAGAAUGGGGACGGAUGAGGAUGGGAGUUGGCGACCAGUGUUCCAAAGCUCAUUUUCCGUCCUAUGGUACUGUUACUCGGUGGCGUUGAAUAUUUGCAUGUACAAGUAUCGGGAUGCCAUCCGACACUAUGUGAACUCAUUGUUCGCCAUGAAUGCAAAAUUAGUUGAUGAGUACCUGAUAAACGCGGACGAUCACAAAGAGGGUGGUCAAAUUCUUCUCAAUGUCUCAAUUCCAACCAACAUUACGCAAACUUUCAUCUCGGUCAGCUUAUUUCUGACAUUCCCAAAUUCCCCGUGGUAUUUGUACAGCUAUAUUUACGAUCCGACCCAUGGAUGGUGGUGGCUCAUUCCGGGGGCAUUACAGGAAUUUGUCGUUAUUGGUCAAAUUUUGUCGCAGUAUCUCUUAAUCGCAUGGAUAGUUGUUGCUCAUGCGAACAGUGUCGAGUUCUGGUUACAAGAAGCACACAAAUUGAACGAUUCUGACAUGACCCGACCAGAACUUCGUGACCCUCACAACGCCGUAAGAGUGUACCGAACCCUCCAAAUGCUGACCACCGUGUUUAACGAUGCCAUGGCUCCGAUGGCCGUCUCUGUAAAUAAAAUGAUCAACUGGACAGCCCUCAUCCCAUGCGGAUUUGUUCUAAUUCGAUCCAUGAACCAAAAAGUUGUGGAGGAAUUUCCCGGCAUUCUGACAUAUCCUUUUGGUGUCAUUGAUUGUGUGACAUGCUCCUACGGCGUUUUACAAAUGUCCGCGAGAAUGUAUGACAUUUCGGCAAGUCUGCUAACAUCCUGGAGCCAAACGAGGCAUAAGGCUCUGAGAAAAAUUCUAAUCUCAUGUCCCGUCCUCAAGGUUAAGAUUGGACGUCUCUACAUCGUAACGACCUCGACAACUAUUACGUAUUUUAAGUCAGCCCUGGACUACAUUAUUAAUGCCAUCGUUUCGUUUCCGUAAUGGAUUUGAGGAAGUGUAAGCUCUGCACAUUUAAUAGAAGUUAAUGGAUCGCUUUCACCAUAGAAAGGUGUGUAGGCGGAACAUGCGCCUUACUCAAUGUUUAUCGUUUGGAAUCCUUAUCGUUUGGAAUGGUUAAAUGGAGACGAUUUUGUUUGUGCGGCUAUUUCCGUCUUUUAGACUACAUAAUUUACUCUUCCUUUCAAUUUGAUUUGACAUUUUGACGGGCUUGGGAAAAGCGUAAUGCGAUUUUGUAUUAAUGUACUUGAGCGCAGUAGGAUUCCUUUCUCAGCCCUUGUGAGAAAAACAAAAACAGUUCAAUUAUGUAUGCAUUUAUUGUUUCAAAAACAAAUUACUUUGAUUAGAAUAACAUGCCAGUUAUUGUUAAUUUAAAUGAAGGGACAAAUGCUCGCAUAAAUUCUCAUCCCAUUACUAAUUAAUUCACUAAAUAUUUAUUGAAUAUUUUUUUCAUAUGCGACAGUAGAAAUUAUCUAAGGUCAAAAGUGAAUCUAGUAAAACCUUUUAAACAAAGAGAUCUUGUGUUUAUCCAAAUUGCUCGUAGAAAAAGCGUUCUGAAUACAUAUGUAUGUACAUACAUUUAUGUAUUUAAUGCGAAAUUUGUUCUGAUCACUGUAGUACAUCAUGAUAUAUAUAUUUCAGUGUUUUAAAUUUUACGAUAAAUUAAAUCUCAACUUAUCUACUUCAGGCUGCAAAUGUUCCCCAAUAACCAACACGACUAAUGCUAUGCUUCAUUAUUUCUUCAUUCGUUCUUCAUUGUUCUACUUUCUUAAAUCUAGAUGUACACAUAGUAUGCAUAGUAUAUUAAUUAUAGAUGUAUUUAUUUAUCUUGCAUUUAUUUUUGUGAAAGUAGUCAUGCCUAUUCAUAAUUUGCAAAAAAAUAUACUGAUGAUGAGUGCCACAGAUAUUCAAAUGCAAUAAAUCUUGUCCUCUUGACAUACAGACACUCUUAAGAAUUACGUUUAUCAUUAAGAAAACUCAGACGAACAUCUUCCUAUUUUUCUUGUCAUGCAUUAUGAUCUUGAGAGCCACAAUAAAAAUAGAUUAUUUCAA
This is a messenger RNA of Folsomia candida, 2714 nucleotides long. RefSeq lists its product as uncharacterized. The record is from RefSeq and is a predicted model, not a curated record. Lineage: Eukaryota; Metazoa; Arthropoda; Collembola; Entomobryomorpha; Isotomidae. Bases 72 to 1646 code for a protein of 524 amino acids. The transcript is spliced from 8 exons.